AUGGAUUCUACUACUGAAACUUCAAGAUGUAUAAGAAAUAUUCCACCAGUUCACUAUUUGAUGAAGGUUGAGUCUUAUAGCUUGCUCUCAAACUCAAAUGAAAGUUACCAUAGUUCUUCUUUCCAAGUUGGAGACUACAAAUGGAGAUUAUCAUUUUAUCCCAAUGGAGAUAAAAGGUUCAAUGCUACCAACAAUUAUAUAUCUCUAUAUUUGACAAUAUGUGAUACUGAUAGUCUUCCAAGUGGUUGGGAAGUUAAUGUUAACUUCACUUUAUUAGUCUAUAAUCAUAGACACGAUAAUUACUUGACUUUCCAAGGUAUGAGGCGUUUUCAUGAAUUGAAAAAAGAAUGGGGUUUUGAACAAAUAGAGUCACUUGAAACUUUCAAAGAUGUAUGUAAUGGAUACCUCUUUAACGACUCUUGUGCAUUUGGGGCUGAUGUCUUUGUCAUGAAGCACACUCUCAACUCAGAAACUCUUUCUGUAUUUAGACGUGAGGAUCUAACUAAUCCUACUUUCCGUUGGGAGAUUAAAGAGUUUUCUAAAAUGGAUAAAUCAAUCAUAUCUAAAAAGUUCUGUUCUGGAGAAACAAACUGGUAUUUAUCGAUCUAUCCGAAGGGUAAAAGUAGUAAAGAUGGCAAAGCAUUCUCGAUUUUCUUAUCUUUAGAUGAUGAUGAUGAUGAUAGUGCUCACAACAAUUCAACAAUUUAUGCUGAAUUUUAUUUGCGAGUAAUUGACCAACUCAAUUCAAAGCACGAAGAGGGUGCAGUUAAUCGAUGGUUUAGUGGUUGCAAAGGUUGGGGUGUUCCUGAAUUUAUGUUAUUGGAAGAUCUUCACAAAUCUUCGAAUGGUUACAUUGUAAAGGAUUCUCUUAUAGUGGAAGUUGAGUUCUCCAUCAUGUCACGAACUAAGGUUUCAAACUCCUAG
This is a messenger RNA of Cannabis sativa, 924 nucleotides long. RefSeq names its product MATH domain and coiled-coil domain-containing protein At3g58340-like. NCBI's taxonomy places the organism in Eukaryota, Viridiplantae, Streptophyta, Magnoliopsida, Rosales, Cannabaceae. Bases 1 to 924 code for a protein of 307 amino acids. The transcript is spliced from 6 exons. Gene Ontology annotation, molecular function: protein binding. The record is from RefSeq and is a predicted model, not a curated record.